AUAGUGUUGACAAACAAAUUAGAAAUGCUUACUUGGAAGGUAUGCUGUAAACAGAUUCUUCCCAGGAUGGGCAUUUCUUCCAGCUAUACUUGUGGGGGAGAGGAAUCUGUGUUAAAAUAUCCCGUAGGUGAUGAUUCUUCCCUGUUCACUUGAAAUUUCCGAAUGUAUGUGAAUUCUUAGUUGGUAGUAUUUUUUUCAGCUAUAAUGUAGCAUUACCUCCUGCUGUUGUUACUAAAUGUAACAACAUAAGCUGUCUUUACAAGUUAAUAGAGUUGUUUCUCUUCUGCAUCUUGAGAGGCAGAGAAUCACAGGUCUGAGCCCUGAGACAAUGAGGCUGCUAACUCCUGGCUCCAUGAAGCCAGACACAGGGAUUGGGGCAACGCACAGUUCAGGGUUUUGGUCGCAAGUUUCGCCAGCUGCUGAUAAGUUUUGUUAAUUUAGCCCAGUGUUAUUGUGAAAUACCCCCAGAGCUCUGUUCUGUGAGAGCCAAGGCUCGCCAUGUUGCUGGGAGCCACAGUCAGAGCUGCACUACUUCCUAUUUGGUACAGUCACGUACUUCUAUUGACGUUGCAGCAGGAACGGGGCUGAGAGUUGUAGGGGAUGUGUGCUCCAGAGAGCAAUAAAGCCAUGGGGUAUGGAGGGCAGACAGGCAUUGUUUUUUUCACUUUAUGGAUGUUGUUCCAAAGGGAAAGGCUUUUGUUACUUGUUGGCUUUUGAUAUUUUACUAAGAAAGGAAGAGGAUAUAUUUUUUUCCCCUCCUCAGUAUUUUGAAGAAAAGCUCUGAUGAGUUCUUUGUUGCGUCGGGGCUGCUUUAUCUCUGAGUACGGGGCAGGAGCAGCACAAAGAGGCUCUGGAAGCCUCGAUCCACCUGUGGGACAAGCUCAGAGGUGGCAGCAGCGACACGGGCUUGGCUGAUAUUUGUUUGCAUCCACUGAACUGUUUGUGCAAACAGCUUUAUGCCUGCACUGCCUUCUAGAUAUGGAAGCCAAUGAAAAUUGGGAAUAAAAAAAUCUCCAUGAUUUAAGCUAGGAGCAGUGUGCUGAAUAUGAUAGCCCUUAGUGCAGCUCGUGACUUCUGUAGGGGGUGGGAUGAAGUCUCCUUAGCAUAGCAGUGCCUGGAGGAGCUGCACGAUAACAGUAAUAAGGAUGGAGCUUCCUGAAAUUGACGGGGAAGUUCUUCAGACAGGAGCUCUGAGCCUGCUUAGUGAGUCAGUGAGUCCAGAAAGUGAAACUAAAUUAACAAAGAAGCCUGUUUCACUUUUGUAGAAAUGUAUUGAUUUGAAUGCAGGACAGACAGAGGGGAAAAAGUAGUUUGAAUGUAUAUUAUACAGGGUUUAGAUUUGGGAUUAAUAACCUGUUUUAGGGUUUUGUUCCACUUCAAAGCAUGCUCGUGUGGUGGGUUUGAGUGCUAAUGCUCCAAAAUAUUAGAAGAUUGUUCAAGGCGUAGUCAGAAAGAAAGCAUCUCUAACUUAAGAUCAGCUCAGGCUUUGUGUAUAUUACAGAAUUGUGCUUUAAGCAGCUUAUUUAGUCUUUGUGGUGGAGUGAAUGGUGAGAUGUAAUUUUUUUCCCUACUAUAAGAAUUUUAAUAUCUAUUGAGAGGAGAAGAUUUUGACUUAAAAGCGUGAUUAGUAGUUGAAAGAAUGCUUCUUUGUUGUCGUUUGUUUAUCCAUUAUAAUGUUUGAAUAAAAUGUGAGAAUGAGAUCUUCUGAUUGCAAAAACUCAAGGAGAUGGGGUCAGGCUAUCUGAUGGCAGGUUACAAAGCUAAAUACCUGCUAUGAUUUCCAGAAGUGCUGAACUCCUGUUUUUUUGUUGUUUUGCUCUGUAAUAGCUUGUUCCAGUCAGGUUGCUACAGGCACAAUUGGGGGUAAAUGCAGAGGACUUUCUUGGUUUGAGGCAUUUUUUUGUGUGUGGUUUUUUUUUCCCCACCCCCCUAAAUCACUGGAAAGUAAGAGAAGUACCAGGCCUGCACAGGAAAGAGGAUGCUUGUGUUUGAUCGGGAUGGGAUGGGCAAGUUGGGGGUACAAAUCCUUGAGCCAGACUGGCACAGCUUUGUUUGGGUUUCUGUAUGUGGGUGGGAGAGGAUGGACACGACAGCAGCUGGGCAGUCAAGCAGCUGUCAGAAAGGGAUGGCUCUGCUCUCCUGCUGCUUCUGCAUAGAUGGGUGCUCCCUGAGCUGUGCUGUGGGCUGGCUCAGCUUGUAGCUGAGGAGGAAUGAAAUGCUUCCUGUAGGGCAGCUGGUGGCAUCAGCUAAUGCAGAGAUCCAGGGGCCACUGGAGCUGGGAUGGCAGAACCAGACUUGGGGAUUGGUAAGGGAGUGGUGUCUUCCCCCUUCCAAAAAUGACGAGCCAUGAGGUUGGUUCAGCUUCUCCUUGGGCAGUGUGCUUGACUUGAGCAGUUCUGGAUGCUCGCUUGCACUAGGAAAUGCAGUCCUGUUGGCAUCCUUUGCACCAGGAUAGUGGUGUUCCUUGCCCUGUGGUGGGAUGAUUCUGCUUGCUGGCUGCUGGAAUAAAAAGCUUAAACUUUGCUGUUUCUGGGUGGUUAACAGCUUGAAUGGGCUUCCUAGGGUCUUGGCCAAGGAUGGGAAGAAGCAGGAGCUGUAUGGGAGAGGAACAGGACCAGCUCUCUUCCAGAAUCAGUGGACAGUUGAACUGAGUUCUGGUGACUUCUUUGAAUGCAUUCCAGUGUUGUUUGCAUUUCUGGAAGCUUGGUCAGAAAAUCAGUUUAUUAAUGUUGUGUGGAAGUGCUUUAAUAACCCCUCUUUAAAUCUGUAAUAGCUGGCAAGAUUUUUCUCCUGUCUGCUGUUCUUCCGUAAGUUGAAGAUUUUUAAACUUCUUUGUGAAUCAGAAUCCUAGUUUUCCUAUGCAUCUUGAAACAAGUGCAGAGAUAGUGCUUAAGAAAUAUGUGUUCUAAUAACAUUUUUUCAUGUCCUUAAGCUUUCCAUUUUUAUUAAGCUAUGCUAUUGCUUUAAAAUAAUAUGGGUGAGUAUAGCCUCCCCUGGAGGAAGCAGCAGUAAAGUUAGCAUGAUUGCUGAUGAGAUUCCAAGUUGAGGUGUUCUGACAGUUGGGACAGAGCUUUUGAGUGAUGCUUGGAUACAAAAUAAGGUCAAAACAGGUUAAAGUGAGGUUUCCUGCUGAUUAAAAUUGAUGAUUUGCAUCAAUCCAUCGUAGUGAGCAGUACUUUUGUUCACUCUCAUUAGAUGUGUAGAUCAGACCGAUACUGUUUGUAUGUCUUCCUUUGGAGCAAUUUUGGCAGAGUAACUCACAGAGGUAUCAGAACCCAGCGCAGAGCUGAGGGUUCCAUUCUGGCAUCCCUGGUAAGCCUGUCAUGUCCAAGCAGUUGGUUACACUCACUGGUUGUAUUCUCUCUGCUUUUCUUACAAGCUAUUGAAGAGAAAACAAUAGCAUUUAGUGUUCUUCAUUUCUAGAAUUGGAAAAAUGUUUUUUUUUUUUUCCUGUCAUAAUGGAAGAAUUUUGUGGAUUUUUGUGCAUGUAUGAUAGAAUACUGCUGCUUGUGGGUUUCCUGCUUGAGUUCUUUCUAAUGCAAUGUAGGGAUUUUAGGUAAAUAGUGGAAUUGUUGAAAAGUUUGGUUUCAUUUUGUGCUUUUUCCUGGCCAGCAGCCCCAGUCUGCAUUAUUAUUUCAAUGUUAAUCCAUUCAUGUCACAAAUUGUGCACAAAAUUGUUUUCUUGCGGAGCUUGGCCUGUGGUGGUGUCUGGUUUCUCUGAACUGCUAUUGCAGGAUGUGAUGGCUCCGUGGGCUUCCAGUUUCUCUUCAUGAGAAACUUCAGGGUAUUGCAACAAGUUGAGGCUGCUGCUGUACUUCGUAAUGGAUGUGACUAAUAAGUUGUUAGGACCAAUAGAAAAUGUGUGCUUUAGAUAAGACAGGGGUGGUGUUCUGAGGAACUGCUGUGCUCAUGGUUUGUAAUACUCCUUGAGGAGAGAAGAUCUCCUGCUGGAGUUGCAGUGAGCAUGAUGUCUUGUUGUUCCCCUCUGCCUGCUGUUCUCCUGCUAUACCCCUUACAGCACCCACCUCAUUGCAAGCAUAGGUCAUUUGAAUGCGAGUUCAGCAGCUGAUCCAGCAGCAGCACAGUCGUGGGCCAUCAGAUGGAACCUGCUUUCACUACCCUAAAGCUUGCUCUCUCCUUUUGGCUCAGAGCCAUGAAAAACGUAGGAAAAUCUGCUCUUUGGUGCUUCUCACGGAGGUCUGUGCUGUGCUCACCUGUGACUGCUGAGGCUGGCAGGGCGGUUAGCUCCUCUAGGAGAUCUUGGGGUGAUCAGCACUGCCCUGACAGUCUCAAGGUGCACGUAUAAGGUGCUGCUUCCUCUUGCUGCAGGCAGCUGUGGCAGGAAGGGAAGCGCAAUGGCGUAGCUCUGGAACUCGCCUGUUAGUACAGAUUCACUCCAGUUGCAUCUUUGCUUUGCUUCUGCUGUAGUGUGAUAACAUUUGACAGAAGGGUGAAGCAGAUAGCUGGCUGGAGGAAGCUCUGUCGCCUCAGGGAGCAUCGUCAGCUGACACCUUUCAGCCUUCUGUGUUUCUCUUCAAUCACUGCUUUAAAAAUUCAUUUAUUUUUUUUAAGUAACAGCUCUCGCUUUUGUUAGCAGCGCAGCUGAAUUAUCUUUCUGCUUAAGAAAUAUCACUCAUGUUUAUAAUAUUCUGUUUCUCCAGAAAAACGGAGGGUUUUUUGAUGUUUUUUUUAAAUGAAGUGCCAAUAAACAGAAACAAACUGUAUCCAGUGCUUGGCUGGUCUUGAAGGAAAGGUCAUCUUUAUUGCCUCUAAAUAGAGCCAAGGCUUGGAAGGGAGCAGCCAGGUCAGGGGAUCUUUGCUAAGGUAGUUCCAGGUGCAGGGGUAUCUGUGUGCAGUCUGAACUGAAACACUGCAAUUCAUCUUAUGUUCUGGCAAUGCAAGAACUUUGUCAUUUAGCAGCCAAAUUAAAAACAAAAACAAAUUCCUCAUAUGUAUAAAGGCUUCCAUUUCAUGUGCAGAAGGGCUUGGAUAUCAUUAUGGUUUUGGCUGUAAAAAUACUUACAUGUAAAACCAUUAAAUGAGGGGCAGCAUGGAUGGGUGUUUUUCCUUCUGUUCAAUACAUUAUUGUUUUAUUCCUGAGGUGAAAACAAGACAAACCGUUUGCACAUGCACGGGUUCUUUUGGUGCGCAGGUAGAGAGGGACAGGAUGGAACUGUCAGCCUUCCACUGAGAUGCCUACUUCUGCAAAGGGACCCAAGCCUUGAGAAAGGGUUAUUCUUUGCCAUUUUAACCUGUCAUUUUCUCCAGGCCAUCACUUGGCUUAGCUUGCAGAGAGCUCUUCACAUGGCUGCCGCGUCGGCUGGUAAGACCUCACAGCUUCUGCAUGGGUCUCGCAGGCUUUGUAGCUGAUGUUGUGAGGUGAUUUGAACAGUAAGAUGUACCACCAAGUUGCUGUCUAAACCAUGAGUAUUCAGAACUUCGGUUUUCUGUGCAGUCUUUAAAUAUUAUUCAUGUAACUGUUUACCUGUGUUCGGAGAAUAAAUCCUCUAAGAAUGGAGUGCCUAUUACUCAUUUCAGAUCAGCAGUUUACUUUUAAUUAGUCUGCUUAGGGAAAUGUAGCUUUAGUGAUGUUGAAAUGAUGUUGAAGCACAUACAUGUCUACUGAGUAGUUACGUGUACUCUCCACCAGCUGCUCAUGCUUCAUUUCUUGUGUUAUGUAACAGGGAAUACUGCUGUGUUUUAAGGUUUAGUUCCCAGUUGAUACUGAAGUUUCCAGUGCCUCAGAUGUAGUUAAAGCAAUCCACUGUAACCCAGAAAUUAGCUUCAGUAUUUCCCUGUCGUAUGGUUGAAAAGGCUUGGGCAUCUACUUGAUAAUUUGUCAUGUUUAUUCCCAUCAAUGUAAAUUUAAUUUUAGCUUUUAAAUAUUUUAGUUAACGUUUAGAGAGCUCUUAAACAUAACUGAGUAAAUUUGAAUGGAAUAUCUAUUUGCCAUUGUCUGGAAGGGGCUAGAUACUGAGUUUUAAGAUGUUUCAUUAUAUGUCAAUUAUAUUAAGCAGCACGGAAGAUGUUAAUUACAACAGCAGUAUUGUAGAUAGAAGUGAAAUUGUGUAGAGUCCUUUCAGUUCUCUUCAGGUGCUCCUUUGUAGGCUGUAGGAGAAAUGUAAAGAGAAGACUCAGUGCACUAUUUCAACAACUUUUGCUUUUGGGGCAUCAUGUUCCAGUCCAAGCAGCUACGAAGCCAUGGAAUAAGGCACGAAGAUCUCUGCCAACGUGCAGAAUGGAAUCGAACCAAUGCUGCAACUUCUGAAGUAGUGGGUUUAAAAAUAAGCUGUGCAAAACCAAAAAUGCAAACACCUUUCUGCACUAAAUAAAUCUAUCGUGAUGUCAGUUCAGUUUUAUUUCUGCCACUUAACUUCUAUCGCAAAUCAUAGCAACACAGACCUCCCAAAGCCCAGUGAGUUUUUGUUGUCAGAGUAACAAGCUGUAGACCCACUAAGUAUGUUUUAUCUGUGGUGCCUAUCUUAGGUUCGUUGCUUGCCAGUCCAAAGAUGUCUGAAAGAGACUGGCCAACUUCACUUCCAUUUAUUAUAGCCGUACACUGACGAAUGUAUUUGACGUGAUUUUUUUGGCUCAGUUGUUGCUGCAAGUGUUAUUCACCCUCUGAAAGCACCUAGUCCACAUGUCUUUCCUUAGAUUCCUAAAAAUACACAUCCAAUAAAAACAGUGACAGAUUCUUCUAGUGCCACUCAAGCCUGAUGUUUUGUUUAAUGCCUUUUCUUUUACCUUUACCGUGAGGUACAUUUUCUUCAUAUCUCAGAAUUAGUGUUUCCUUCAAGUGGCUCAGCUGGAGCAUGAACAAAUGUGCUCAGCUAUGCUGUGACCAUGCAGCAGGACUCUCUGUGAAUAUUUUUUCAUUCAUUUGAACCCGUGGUCUGUUUGCUGUUACCUUUUUUGGUGGUGCUAUGCAUAGAAUAGUUUGCACGUCGCCCAUAUAUUGUCAGAAUCCCAUAGUUUUUUUUCUCUACUGGCCUGUUAUCUUUUUUCUAAGUAGCAGUUCUUUGUUUCUGUGAAUGCCCUUGAGGCAAAAAAGUGCUUUGUGCUUCUCUGCGAAUUGCUGCAACAGAAAAGGAAAAGCCACUGAAGCAUAUAGUGCUAUCCUUUUUUCACAGGAAUUACUGUUAUAUUGACAUACCAUAACUUAGGACUUGGGAUGCAAUGAUACCAACGCAGCAAUAUGAUCUUUAACUACUGCCAAGAAAUUUUCAUAAGCAAAUGCCCUCAAAGCCAUCUGUUGUGCCCUGGCCACAGUCACGAUUGCUUGGAGGAGAGGAAAUGACGGCUGAGCAGUCAAGAGUUGCAAUCAUUGUCUUGGAACAGCUCUUUCAUCAGAGGAUGCUUUCACCUUAGUUGUAGUGUUAGCAGAUGGAAAGGGAUGCUCCUGGUCUCCCACCACCCAUCCUUCUCCUCCUAGAGCCCAGCAUCAAGCCUUGCAGCAUGUCCACAACUGCAGAGGCCCACAGUGAGAGUUUGGCUCACAAAUAGGUUGGAACACUAGUGCUAUUUUUCUCUAAGAUUGGUUUGCUGAAGCAGCACAUGCAGUAGCUUUCCAGUUGCUGGACCUGAUGACACAAGUGGCAGAGGCACAUGGAGUGGUGGGAAGAGGUCAGACUACUACUUUUGGCAGCAGCUGGCCAAUAAUAUAAAAGAGAUGUAACAUGAAACUGCAUCUAGCUAGAAAUAGAAGGCAGGAAAUGAUAGACAGCGCAUCACUCACAGUAGAAUGUAUGAAAUGCAGAGAUGAUAAUCCACAAACUGGGACAUACUGAGUGGAUCUGGUAGGCAAAGCUUAGCAGAAAGGAAUAGAGACCCAGAGGCUGUUCUCCUGAAAUUUGCCCAUGAAGUUUGUAGCAAAAAUGAACUAGAACCUUCCCAGGGAUGUGUCCGUCUUGCAAGGUAGUCUGAAGUGAAUGUGAUGUUCUGGAGUUCAUUAGACUUUUGCAGAUUUUCUAUUUUGGUGUUCAUAUUUUCAGACUAGGGUUGCACUGGAUAUAUGUUUUGGAGUUGUUGAAAAGGCACGGGGUUGUUCUGAGCUCCGGAGGCAUUGCAGUAUUUUAGCAGUGCUUUGGAAGCUGUGCAGGAGGUGAUUGCAUUGGAAGUAUUUCAGCCUGCUGGGAAGGCUGGUGGCUUUCCUGAGCUAUUGCCACACUAUUUCAGAAAAUGGAACUUUGAAAGCUGGCCUGACUUUUAUUAGAUGCCUUUUUGUCUUGCUAUGGUUUCAUGUUCACUCUCAUCACAAAAGGAUUUCAUUACGGUAAGCCCCAUUGCAAUACAUAUUGGAGCAUUUUUAGCUGCAGGAUUGUGGAGGCAGGCAAGGCAAAGCUGGGUCUACAAGAGCUGGGUGCCCAGGGCUGUACGUGGUCAGGGUAUGGGCAUCCCCAGGAUGCAGGCUGCACAAUCUCUUGGGCAAUGUGUGCCCACGUGUCAUCACGCUUGAAAGAUAGGGAAAAGAUCUUUUUACUGUAUUUCGGUUUGUAUCCAUUGACUCUUGUCCUGCUAUUGGGUGCUGCUGGGAAGAGGCUGGCUUUAUCUCCUGCACGUCCUCCUGUCAGAUGUCUGUGCACAUGGAUAGGAUUCCCCUGAGCUCUCCCUUCUCAUGAUUGAAACAACAAGCUCCAGCUUGUUCCAGCUUCUUAUAUAUACAUACGUAUAGGGUAUAUAAAAUGCACAUACAAGUCAUGUAAAUACGUAUGCACCUGCACACAUAGGUAAAUCAUGCAGGUCCUUUGGGGUGGUGUCAAGUUCUUGAUGGACAAAAGCCUAGCAGUGCUGCUGGGGCUGGGGCUCUUGCCCUUCGGGGCAGUGCUUCAGACACUUCACCAUACUGUGGUCUGUUUGCUUGAACGUCUGCCAUCCCAAAUUCACAGUGAGUGCUAUACUUCCCUCAGGAGCCCUGCUCUGCUGCUAGCCCCCUACAAGUGCCCCCACUCUCUCCCAGCUGAGAGCCCUAUGGAAAGCCCAUCAGCAGCCAGCUGGGGAGGAGAGCAGAGCAUUAUUUCUCCUUAGCCAGAGACUAGUGCUAGGUAAGGAGGAUACUGGCCAUUAAUAAAUAUGGCUUGAAUGUUGGACAGAGGUUUUAUUUUGUCUUCAGGAGCGUUAGCUUGUGUAAGAGCCUUCUAAGAAUGACUCAUUCUAAUAGCCGGGCAGAAAGAACAGUUUUUAGAUGCCAUUUGCAGAAUUUAUUAUUUACUAAGUAACAUGGUUUAUCCCUUCGAGUAGAUUUUUUAAGGGCUUUCUAGGAGGCUAAAUCCUGCUCUCUGUUCUGUGAGGGCAGAGGCACUUCUGGAAUAAUGUUUCAUCAUCAGUCACAAGAUAGGCUUUUUCCCUUCUUGUAUUUCCAGAUCACUUCUGCUUUCCUGCCCUCGUCUCAGGGCAGCUUGGAGUUCAGAUGGUUGGUUCUGGGGCAGCAGUCCGUGUUGUACUGCCAUCCUCCAGGCGUGCACCUUCAUCAGACAAACGGCACAUACCGGAGAGGAGCUGGUCAUUGUGGGCUGCUUUUGGUACCCAGUGGCAGCUCAGCCUAUGCUAGUAAUGCCAUGCACUGGAUAUUUUUCUAAGAUAAUCUUGGUGCACUUUUAGCAGGGCUGCAGUCUAGCUAUAGAAUUAUGUAUAUGUACAAGUAUGUAUCAUGAAUGCACUAAUCAAAGUUUUCCAAAUUAUUUCUUGGCCAAAUGCAGGCAGUUUUCCCUGAAGACAGCAUUGUGCGUUAUGUAAGAUAAUAACAACAUCCUUGAUCCCAAGCAGAAUCUCAGUUUCCGAAAGGCAGUGGAGAAGGAGCCUUCUGUUGAGUCUUCAAGUCCAGGAGGUUCAGCAACAUCUGAUGACCAUGAAUUUGAUCCAUCAGCUGAUAUGCUGGUGCAUGACUUUGAUGAUGAACGGACAUUAGAAGAGGAGGAAAUGAUGGAAGGAGAAAGAAACUUCAAUUCUGAAAUAGAGGAUCUUAACAGGGAAAGCGAUAUGCCAAUCCAGGAGCUGCUUAGCCUUUAUGGCUAUGAUGGCACCAUUCCGCUCCAAGAAGAUGAUGAUGAUGAAGAUGAGGAGGAGGAAGAGGAGGAGGGAGAAGAUGAUGACGAUGUUGAUAACGAUGACAACAGUGGCUGCAGUGGUGAAAACAAAGAGGAGACCAUAAAGGAUUCGUCAGGUCAGGAAGAUGAGACGCAGUCAUCUAAUGACGACCCGGCACCAUCAGUUGCUUCUCAAGAUCCACAGGAGUUGAUUCGCCCUCGUCGAUGUAAAUAUUUCGAUACAAGAAGAGAUCCUUGCAUGCGGAGUCCAGACAGCGAAAUAGAAGAGGAGUCUGAAGAAGAUGAAGAUUAUAUUCCCUCAGAAGACUGGAAAAAGGUAAAUAUUAAGGAAAUCAUGGUGGGCUCUAUGUUUCAAGCUGAAAUUCCAGCUGGCAUAUGCAGAUACAAAGAGAAUGAAAAAGUGUAUGAGAACGAUGACCAGCUGUUGUGGAAUCCUGAUGUCUUACCAGAAGAUAAAGUGAUUGAGUUCCUAAACGAGGCAUCACGGCGCACAGGGGAUGAGAAGGGGCUGGAUGCCAUUCCUGAGGGAUCACAUAUUAAGGACAAUGAGCAGGCGUUGUAUGAGCUGGUUAAGUGCAAUUUUGAUACUGAGGAAUCUUUACGAAGGCUGAGGUUUAAUGUGAAGGCAGCCAGAGAAGAAUUAUCUGUUUGGACAGAAGAAGAAUGUAGGAACUUUGAACAAGGGCUGAAAGUCUAUGGCAAGGAUUUUCAUGUCAUUCAGGCAAAUAAGGUACGAACGAGAUCAGUUGGUGAGUGCGUAGCGUUUUAUUACAUGUGGAAGAAAUCGGAGCGCUAUGAUUUCUUUGCACAGCAGACGAGAUUUGGAAAGAAGAAAUACAAUCUCCAUCCCGGUGUCACAGAUUACAUGGACCGCCUCCUAGAUGAAAGUGAAAGUGCAGCCUCCAGCAGAGCUCCGUCCCCUCCACCCACAGCCUCCAACAGCAGCACCAGCCAGUCUGAGCGAGAGGACAGCACCACCAGCAGCAGCAACCAGAACGGGCUGUCUGCCAAUGGGCCAGGCGACAUACCAAGUAAGGAUGAAGCAAAACCAGAAGGACUGCACAUCAAUGGACCUACUGGUGGCAAGAAAACCCCUCACACAGAUCUGGAUACAAAUGGGUAUGAAACUGAAAGUCUUUCCCUUGACCCCAAAGUUGCUCAUUCAACUUCAAGAAGUGAAAAUGAUUUUGAAGAAAAAAAUGAAAGACCUCUAAAAAGAAGAAGAAUUAAUAGCAAUGGUAAAGAGAGCCCUGGUUCGUCAGAGUUCUUCCAAGAAGCAAAUUCCCAUGGGAAGCUGGAAGAGCUGGAAACGUUGGACGACUGAAUAAUAGGAGCAGAUUUUAUUCCUUGGAGUAUAUCUUGGGUGUCUAAAAUUUUCAGGGUUGAUGGGUUACCUUGCAGAAUCCAGUUCCAUAAAACACUGCUGAGAUUUUUCUAAUAGCUUCUGGUCAGCUCCGCAGAUCUGCUUCUUUGGUUGUGUCAGUGCUGAAAAGCAGCAGCAGAAUAUUCUGCUCCUGAGAGGUGCCGGCUGCAGCGCUGGGAACACGGAGGCGCUUAGGAGCAUUUGAGAACCAAAUCAGUGAUUUUCUGUAGAAAUGCUUCCGGCCAGCAGGAAAUGGGGUGUAAGUACACCGUGUGAGCAUCGCACAGGUGAACAAACGGGCUGGCUACAAUUCCUGAUCGCUGGGGGAAGUUAAAGCGAACCCCAGGUGCCAAGGCAUGCACAGAGGAGGCACAGAGACUCCUUCCCGAGAGAAGCGCGUGUCGCCUGGCUGGUGAGGAACCCGCCUGAAUCCUGAAAGUUACGAGCACAACUAUUUUUAUAUAUAGAAGUUUUAAAAGGUAAAUAAACCAGGUCAGGUUUGUCUAUGUAAAAUUGUUGACAUCAAUGAUGUCUUUCCAUAUUCUUAUCUGGGCUAAAGAAAUACAUUCUGUAUUUUUCCAGAUUUCUUUGUAGCCUUUGGAAGAUUUUUACAGUACUUAACGUCUUGAUCACACUGUCCUUUCUUAAAACAAAAGCUUGUAUAAUUUUCUUAGCUUGUACAGUUGGUAAACUUUUAUGAGAGAAUUGAUAUCCUGAGUCCGAUGUCAGCUUCGUUUUAUUUUGCUGAAGUCUUUUCUAAGAAAAAGAAAAAAAAAACAACCACAAAAAAAAGAAGCCAAACCAAACCAACUGACCUAGAAAAAAACGCUUAUCAGGCACCAUCGUGGUGUUGUCUUCUCUAAAGCAGUAAGUCAUGAGCAUCAAGAAUGGUUACAAGUCAUUUGGUUUUAGAAACAUGAUUUGUCUUACUUGUUUUAUGACCGACAGCCAUGUGAAGGACUUGUUAGGCACGACGCUCGCCUCGCACAAGUUCUUUUGCUUUCCUUAUACAUUUUCUCCUUUCAUUUUGAGCUCGGAUGGAUUUCCUGUAGCCACACGCUGCAGUUUGCCACACCGUGGUCACUGAGAUCAGCUGUGAGAUUAUUAAUGGAGUUAUUCCAGAGUGUUUCACCUCCGUGUCACAGAGAAGGGGAUGGGUGAGGGGCAGUGCCAGCAGUGGGGCGGCCGCCUCCGAGCACUGAGGACCUCACAGGGAUGGAUGUUUCAGAGGGAGCAGCACUGCCACGUAUAAAUGCAUGGCACAGCACAUGUGCAGCUGUACAGCUGCUGCGUAGCACAGCAGCCGCUGAAGGAGGGAAUGGGCACACAGAACUCCGGUGCUAGGAGCUCCAUCACUGCACAUGGCCUGGGGUGAUGCUCGCCUUCCCCUGACCCCUGCUUAAGGCUGUUGAUGUAGGGUUACAUCCAUAACACAGACAUCCUUAAUAUCAGUGUUUGUUUCUCUUACAACAAAGGAACAAAACCCUCCAGUUUUGGUUUGUUUUUUUUUUUAAGCUGCAGCUACACAUCCUGCUGCGUUAAAAAUAGGAAGAAGUGUUUGUUUGUGUAAUUCAUAGUCUUGUCUCCUCCUGCACUCAUUUUCACUAAAACCAUCUUUAAGUUUAUAUAAGUCUUCGCAAUAUCAGCUUUAAACGUGUGGUCCUACGCUUGGAAAAGCACCUGAAAGGGACAGAGCUGCAUUCCUGGGCACAGCCCCGCUCUGCCAACGCCCGGCAGCACAGCGCUGUAAGCUGCUCUGAUGUGGAGCAGACACCCACCUGCAAGCAGGCAGCAGUUCUGGGAGGCACACGGGUGGGGAUGGCUCCUGCACGUCCCACGGCAGGGCUUGGCUUCCCAAGAGGUUGCUGUCGGUUUGGCAGUCUCUUUCAGUAACAGAAACCCAAAGCGUCGCAGCCUUCCCUUGGAGAUGGGCUUUGGGAGGCUGCAGACUCAUCUUUCCUCCUGCAGCCCUCUUUUCUAUUUUAUUGUUACGCAUUUUUGUUCACGAGUUGGAAAUACUUCCAAAAAUUUAUAGGAAAGUUUAUAAGUAAGUUUAUAAGUACGUAAAUUGUCUCAGGCUUGUGUGUGAAAUACAGCACCCUGUAUACUUUCAGGAACGUUGCUUUGUUUUUCCUUACCUUUUCCUGGUGAUAAUAGAAGAGACAUUCCAUAAUCAACACGUACGUAAUGCUCAGCUAGACUUUAGGACUAUUUAAUUAUAAUUUACCUUUUGUUCUUGCUGGUGUUUUAUAUGCAAUACUUUGUUCACGUUCUCCAACCCACAGCCACUGUCACUCGAUAAGUCAUUGCACUACUAAGGCUAUUUAAAUUAAUUGUAGACAUUUAGCGACCGGUUUUGUUUAGAAGGCAUUCAGUCCAGGUGGAGCCCAGAAGGGGUUGAUUUCGGUUCCAGGCUGCGUGGGACAGAGCCCAGACCACAGCACGCCAUGCAGGUCGGGGCUCCACGCAGCACCACCGCCUGAGCUGCAACUGAGCAGAGCUCCGUGGGGCGCCUGAGGGGUGGAAGCGGUGUCACAAACAGAGGGCACAGCCACGCAUUUACCAUUCGUUUUUAUAUGUUUUGUCACACAUAGUAAUUUUGCACUGUUAGUACUUCCCCUCGUCUUAACCCUGUUCCCUGUCUGCAAUUCUGAGAAAGCUUAUUAAAAUAUUUUUGUAAACAUA
This is a messenger RNA of Gallus gallus (chicken), 14091 nucleotides long. RefSeq names its product MIER1 transcriptional regulator (gene MIER1). Lineage: Eukaryota; Metazoa; Chordata; Aves; Galliformes; Phasianidae. The record is from RefSeq and is a predicted model, not a curated record. Gene Ontology annotation, cellular component: nucleoplasm. The coding region runs from base 9868 to 11367 and encodes 499 amino acids. Gene Ontology annotation, molecular function: transcription corepressor activity; histone deacetylase binding. The transcript is spliced from 14 exons. Gene Ontology annotation, biological process: negative regulation of transcription by RNA polymerase II.